CGCUCACAAGUCACAACUCACAACACAGAAACAUAGUCAUACGUAGCUAUAUGCUAAACAGAAUAAAUAGGAACCUGUUUUUGUUUUUUCUUUUAAUUUUUUCCACUAAAAAUUCUAUAGCAUUAGGAACCUACCAUUAUUAGUUCCUUUUCCUGUUUCUUUUUCUUGGAUUAUAUAUAUUUUUAUUUUUAAUUUUUUCAAUGAGGUUUUUGUUGGACUUUGUUUAUUGCUGCGGCACUUCGAAUCUUAGAUCCGAGGAUUCUGGUUACUCUACGAAACCGUUGGUUCCGCCGCCGUCGCAGAAUUUUCGCCGCAAAAAGCGAGGGGCGCCGGAUUGGCGACCCUCGCUAGGAUCGAUUUCCGAGGACGGCGCGGCGGCUACGCGCGAGAUGGGAGGGCCGGGGGCUGGAAGGGAUGUUAGGAGGAGGAGUGGCGGUGGCGCCGCUGUGGCUCCGGCAGUGAGGGUUCAGCGGCGUUAUUACAGUGACGAUGGAGAUUAUGAUUACAGACGAAACACCAUGCCCACGAUUAUGCCAGCAUUCUCUCCAACGCCAUUCAUGUUCUGAUGGACAAUUCAUAAACAAUUGUAUCUAUUGUAUUGAGAAGUAUAUAUUGAUAUAUAUGGUCUAGGAGUAAAUAGCUAGAAACUAAAAAUGUUUAGAAAAAUGAUGUAUUUAUGAAUGGUUAUUGUAUGAUGUGAAUGAAAAUACGUUUUUAUGUAUAACACAAAAUGUUGUAUUCGUA
Molecule: messenger RNA, 744 nt
Organism: Arachis duranensis
Lineage: Eukaryota; Viridiplantae; Streptophyta; Magnoliopsida; Fabales; Fabaceae
Exons: 2
Coding region: 201-566 (121 amino acids)
Source: RefSeq, a predicted model, not a curated record